AUGAGAGAUAUAGGAAAUUUAGUGCAUGGAUUGAAACCAGCUUUGAUGAUGUUAAUGGUUCAAAUGGCAUUUGCUUCUGUGAAUGUUCUUUACAAACUUGCUAUUAACAAUGGAAUGAGUGUUAGGGUUCUUACUGCUUAUCGUCUCAUUUUUGCAGCAGCUACUACUAUUCCACUUGCUAUCUUUUUUGAAAGGAAGAAUAGACCAAAGCUUACAUGGAGGGUUGUUUUUAUGUCAUUCUUUUGUGGUUUAUUUGGAGGAAGUUUAUUUCAAAACUUAUAUUUCGAGUCAUUGGCAUUGAUAUCGGCGACAUUUGCUUCUGCGGUUUAUAAUCUCAUUCCGGCCGUCACUUUCAUCUUGGCCGUCUCUUUCGGUUAUGAAAGGUUGAAUUUCCAAAGAGCAGCAGGGAAGGCUAAGGUGUUAGGAACAAUUACAGGAAUUGGAGGGGCAAUGAUGUUAACAUUUCUCAAAGGUGUUGAAAUUAAUAUUUGGACCUUCCACAUUAAUCUCUUGCAUAAGGGUAAAAAUGGAACAAUAAAUGAUGACUCUGGUAGUAAACUGUUGGGUAUCUUUUUUGGGCUUGGAAGUUGCUUCUGCUUUGCAUUAUGGCUCAUCAUUCAGGCUAAAAUGAGCAAAGAAUAUCAAGGUCAUUACUCAAGUUCUGCAUUGAUGAACUUAAUGGGGGCCACUCAAGCUACAAUUUUUGCCCUUUGUAUGGAGAAAGAUUGGAGCCAAUGGAGAUUAGGUUGGAGUAUUAGGCUUCUAACUGCAGCAUAUUCAGGAGUUGUGGCUUCUGGAUUAAUGAUUGUUGUGAUUGCAUGGUGCGUAGGGAUGAGAGGUCCACUAUACGCCUCAGUUUUUAACCCUUUGAUGUUAGUGCUAGUGGCCAUUGCUGGUUCUUUGAUGUUGGAUGAGAAUCUAUAUUUAGGAAGUGUAAUUGGAGCAGUGUUGAUAAUGGUUGGAUUGUACAUGGUGUUAUGGGGCAAGAGCAAAGAAAUGAAGAAAGUGACUCAUUUAGAAAUCACUUCUGAAACCGAAGAAAUCGAGAUUGUUGUCUUGUCGAACACCACCGGUGACGGCAAUAGCAAGAUCGAGAGCAACAUUGUUGACAAGAAUGAUGAACAUGAAGCUGAAAAUAAUGGAAAUGAAGAAUUGGUUUCAAGUCUUCAAGUGAAGUCUUGA
Molecule: messenger RNA, 1182 nt
Organism: Lathyrus sativus (Indian pea)
Lineage: Eukaryota; Viridiplantae; Streptophyta; Magnoliopsida; Fabales; Fabaceae
Source: the annotation of a GenBank genome assembly